This is a messenger RNA of Verticillium alfalfae VaMs.102, 1440 nucleotides long. RefSeq names its product glycosyl hydrolase. Bases 60 to 1205 code for a protein of 381 amino acids. The transcript has a single exon. Lineage: Eukaryota; Fungi; Ascomycota; Sordariomycetes; Glomerellales; Plectosphaerellaceae. The record is from RefSeq and is a predicted model, not a curated record.
ACGCCUCGAAUCGAAAUAAACCAGCUGUGGAUCAGAUCACCACGGCGGCCACCAACUUAAUGGCGUCCUCUAUCGUUCACUUCGACUCGCUACCGGCGACUACUAUUCAAUCCCAUGCCUCCAACCUUCUUCAAUUACCCAACAAGACUCUGCUCUGUGCCUGGUUCGGAGGCUCCCAGGAAGGAUUACCUGACAUCAGUAUCUGGCUAUCGCGUCAGACCCCAGGGUCAAACGAAUGGUCUCCACCGCAAAAGAUCUCAUCGGACACGGGCCGCAGUUGUCAGAACCCUGUGCUUUUUAGAGCACCCAGGACUGGUCACAUAUGGCUCUUCCACACUUCACAGGAUGCAGGCAACCAGGACGGUGCAUUAGUCAUGGUUCGGACAUCCAGUGACCAUGGCGUCACUUGGUCAGAGCCUAGUUAUCCGUUUAAAGACUUGAAGGGGGUUUUCGUCCGCCAACCACUCGUUGUUCUCAAAGAUGGAACAUGGGUUCUACCUGUCUUCCUCUGCCGGUCCGCUGCAGGACAGAGAUGGAUAGGAAACGACGACAUCUCCGCUGUACUUUUCUCACGCGACGAUGGCGUGACCUGGGAGGAAAAGAGAGUCCCUGGGGGCAUCGGCGCGGUUCAUAUGAAUAUUGUGCCGCCUUUUAGGGGACAAGAUCAAUAUGUCGCCUUCUUCCGGAGUCGAUGGGCGGACAAGGUGUACCGGUCCACGUCCACAGAUGGCAUUGACUGGGCAUCUCCCGAACCCAUCAGUCUGCCAAAUCCCAACAGCGGAAUUUGCGCUGCCCGUCUUCCAUCGGGAAGCAUUGCAAUCGUCUUCAACAAGUCCGCUGCUGUACCUAAUAUGACUAGACGGGAAGGUUUGUACGAUGAUAUUACCCCUGAAGGCGACAAACGGCCCAAUCAAGUAUCCGUGAAUGGCAGAUCCGCCAUUUGGGGUACCCCUCGCAAGGCCUUGACAGUUGGCAUCUCGUCAGACCAGGGGAUCACAUGGAAAACACGGGUUCUGGAGGAUGGCGAUGGAUUCUGCAUGACAAACAACUCGGAGAAGAAAGCAAACAGGGAGCUGAGCUAUCCAAGUAUCUGGACCGAGCAAGAUGUCUCACAUGCGCCCGUUCAUAUUGCUUUCACUUUUCAUCGCCAACAUAUCAAGUAUGUUCGGAUUGAAAAUAUUGAGCAUUGGGUGGACGAUGCUUGAGUCCGAGGAAGCGCACAGCUGGUCGCUACACGCCAGGUGGCCCUGCGGAGCCACCGAACAGGGGGGGGCUGAAUAGGGGUUGAGGACUACGAGAACGUUUAAAUAAAGACUGCUCAGGGCCGAAAUUCAGAUUUGUUUCGCCCCCUACCUAUAUUUAAUAGCUGCGGACCACAUGUAGAAGGCGUGUAGAAGGCGUCUUCACUGCUCUAAAUUAAGCAGUUACACCUUUCCUCUG